Helianthus annuus (common sunflower) is the source of this 2037-nucleotide messenger RNA. RefSeq names its product heat shock 70 kDa protein 8. NCBI's taxonomy places the organism in Eukaryota, Viridiplantae, Streptophyta, Magnoliopsida, Asterales, Asteraceae. The record is from RefSeq and is a predicted model, not a curated record. Gene Ontology annotation, biological process: cellular response to unfolded protein; protein refolding. The transcript is spliced from 2 exons. Gene Ontology annotation, molecular function: ATP-dependent protein folding chaperone; ATP hydrolysis activity; ATP binding. Gene Ontology annotation, cellular component: cytoplasm. Bases 16 to 1842 code for a protein of 608 amino acids.
ACAAUAUUAAAAUUUAUGAAAGUAAAACUAAAACUAAAAGGUAUUCCUCUAGAAUCAGGGGUGGAAUUGGAAAGAAAGGCCGAGCAGCUUCCAUGGUCUUCUGAAAUCUUCUUAAUGAGUGAAGAAGUAGGAUACACUGUGGCAUCCGACAGUGAAACCACAGCCACCAAGGAGGAGACUGAAAUUGAAAUUGCAAUCGGAAUCGACAUUGGCACUUGUCAAUGCAGUCUAGCUGUUUGGAACGGGUCCGAGGUAGAGUUGAUCAGGAACACAAGGAACCAGAAGCUGAUGAAGUCAUACGUCACCUUCCGAGACCAGUCUCCAUCCCCAGUGGGCGGAGUCACCAACCAGCUCUCACAUGAGUACGAGAUGUUGUCCGGUUCCUCCAUCUUCAACAUGAAACGCCUCAUCGGCAGACUCGACACCGACCCCAUCGUUCACCAGGCUAGCAACACCUUACCCUUUCUUAUUCAAACACUGGGGAUCGGUGCCAAGCCUUUCCUUGCAGCGUUAGUCAACAACAUGUGGCGGUCCACCACCCCUGAAGAAGUUGUUGCUAUAUAUCUUGUGGAACUAAAAGCUCUCGCAGAAGCUCGACUCAAACGUCCUGUUAGAGACGUUGUGCUAACCGUCCCCGCUGCAUUCAGCCGCUUCCAGUUGACACGAAUUGCUCGCUCCUGCGCCAUGGCUGGUCUUCAUGUUCUCAGGUUCAUGCCUGAGCCUGCAGCUGUUGCUCUGCUUUAUGCCCAGCAACAGCUGCACAAAGACAGCAUUGCUGAUAGUGGCAGUGAAAAAAUCGGUCUUAUUUUUAACAUGGGCGCAGGGUAUUGCGAUGUUGCCAUCAUAGCGACUGCCGGGGGAGUCUCACAGAUGAAGGCCUUGGCCGGGAGUUGCAUAGGAGGGGAGGAUCUACUUCAGAAUAUGAUGCACCAUCUCGUACCAGAUAUGGACACACGGUUUGCAAGUCGUGGACUCGAGGAGAUUAAAGCCAUGGGUAUCCUUCGAGUCGCAACACAGGAGGCCAUACACAAGCUCUCCUUUCAACCUAGUGUUCAAAUUGACAUUGAUCUUGGAAACGGGACGAGGGUAUGCAGGGUCAUCGAUGUCCAAGAGUUCGAGGAAAUCAACAAAGGAGUUUUCGAAAAGUGUGCAUCUUUGGUUACACAGUGCCUGCAUGAGUCGAAGGUGGCGAAACCGGAAUACAUUGAUGAUGUGAUUCUUGUUGGUGGUUGUACAAAUAUUCCAAAGUUGAAGAGUAUAGUGAUGGGUAUCUGUAAAAGGAAUGAAAGCUACUCGGGUAUCAACCCGUUGGAAGCUGCUGUUCGUGGGGCGGCACUGGAAGGAGCCUUGGCUUCGGGUGUGAACGAUCCGUUUGGAAGUUUAGACCUUUUAACCAUUCAAAUAAAUGCUCAUAGCAUUGGGAUUCGAGCGGAUGGUAACAGUUUUGUACCCAUCAUAGAUCGCAACACAACUCUGCCUGCCAGGAGAGAGAUGCUCUUUACCACUGCCCAUGACAACCAGACUGAGGCUUUGAUUGUGGUGUAUGAACAAGGAGAUGAGCAGCAGCUGCUGCUGGGGUAUUUCAAGGUUGUAGGGAUACCUCCGGCCGCAAAAGGGGUACCGGAAAUUAAUGUGUGUAUGGACAUCGAUGCUUCGAAUAUGCUGAGAGUUAUGGCUGGUGUUGUAAUGCCUGGAUCUGGAACCAAAAAUCCAGUGGUUCCACUGAUGGAAGUUAGAAUGCCAACGGCUGACGAUGGGCAUGGAUUGUGCGCUGAUGCUUUAUAUAGAUCAUUGGGGUCUACUCUAGACUUGGUAACUCUCCAUAACAAGCUUAACGCUUAAUAGUUAAUGUUCAUCCUCUGUUUCUUGUUUGCGAAAACAUUUUUCAUUUUAUGGUUGUAGUACAGUAGAGUGUGGUCAGUCAGCUGGGGUCUUGUCCUACUGUGAAAGCUUUUAUGUAAUAUGUGGUUGUAAAACAAGAAUAAUGUUGGUUGUGAGGCACUUAUAUGUUGUAUAAUUUAUUUCUUAUUUGAAACC